Hyaena hyaena (striped hyena) is the source of this 574-nucleotide messenger RNA. RefSeq names its product S100 calcium binding protein A11 (gene S100A11). The record is from RefSeq and is a predicted model, not a curated record. Gene Ontology annotation, biological process: regulation of cell population proliferation. Gene Ontology annotation, molecular function: calcium ion binding; calcium-dependent protein binding. Gene Ontology annotation, cellular component: cytoplasm. The transcript is spliced from 3 exons. Lineage: Eukaryota; Metazoa; Chordata; Mammalia; Carnivora; Hyaenidae. The coding region runs from base 93 to 404 and encodes 103 amino acids.
GGAGGGGCGGGAGCCGGAGGCCGCGCCCGCCGCGCGGAGCUCACAGCGUCCGCCAGGAGCCCACAGCGCCGCCGCCACCGCCCCGCGCAGACAUGGCAAAAAUGUCCAGCCCUACUGAGACGGAGCGGUGCAUCGAGUCUCUGAUCGCUGUUUUCCAGAGAUACGCUGGAAAGGAUGGUAACAGCUGCAAACUUUCCAAGACAGAGUUCCUGUCCUUCAUGAAUACAGAGCUGGCGGCCUUCACAAAGAACCAGAAGGACCCUGGUGUCCUUGACCGCAUGAUGAAGAAACUGGAUGUCAACUCUGAUGGGCAGCUAGAUUUCCAAGAAUUUCUUAAUCUUAUUGGCGGCUUGGCCAUAGCUUGCCAUGAGUCCUUUUUAAAGUCUACCCAUUACCAGAAGUAAAUCUGGGGGCAGGGGGAGCCCUUGGGUCUGGCCUCCAGACCACCCCCUUUCCCUCAAAACAGCCUCCCAAUCAUCACAACCUACAUGUACUUUGAGCCCAGAAUAUCUACUACCCCGUUCAGGCCAGUCCUGUUGGUGGUAAAUAAAGCAAUGGUGUUUUUUAUACCCUA